[Torrubiella] hemipterigena is the source of this 3908-nucleotide messenger RNA. Lineage: Eukaryota; Fungi; Ascomycota; Sordariomycetes; Hypocreales; Clavicipitaceae. The record is from the annotation of a GenBank genome assembly.
GACAAACGCAAGAAAAGAAUAGUGAGGAGCGAUUGGCUGGCGAUCGACGAGACAGCCAUUCUUGUCAUUUUUUUUUUUCGCUGGUUUGCGGGUGUGGCUGCCGGCCGCUGGGCUGGGCUGUUACCACUAAGGCAGUAGCAGAGACAGCUCAGUAAAUAAACAACAUAAACAAAAAUAGCGUCGUUGGAUGCAACGGCUUCUGGAUGUUAUGUUGCUGUCCAUCGACAAUGGUAUGAGAAAUGAAGACGAUGAAAAUACUGAAAUAGAAGCCGUUCAUCCCAUCCGUAGAUUGUAGUAAAUUAUUUUAUCAUCUUUUAUUUUUCAUUCUUAUUUUUUUCAGUGCCUCCUACUGCCUCACUCACCCCAGACGAGGAUCUUACACCCUCCUUUUUUUACUUGCUUCUUGCGCCCUUUUUUGUCUCCAACAGAAAAAAAAAGUCAAAGCAAUUGGUUUCCACUCGCUGUUUUAUCUUACUCGCCCUUGUCGUCGGCCUCAAAAAGCCCCCCAAAAAAGACGCCUGUGCGAAAGCGGCCCGUCCGGCUGGAAAUAGCGAACGUCCUCACUUUCAGGGGAACCCAUCAUCUCAUCCCCCCGUGGGCACGUUUUUAUUAGCAGCAAGCAGGGCCCCAAAGUGCCUACGACAGAGCAAGUCCCAGUACCUACCCGCUGAGCCUCGAUUACGGAAGUGUUAGUACCUACAGGGAUCCCCAGGGUUUCUAAUCUUGUUCGCGAACGCGUUUUUUGCUUCUUUGCCUCUUUCUCCUUCAUCAUCGCCAUUUUUUUUUCUCUCUGCAAGCGAAAAAAGGCACUUUGCACAGCUUCUUUCGCCCGCUGGACAUUGAAAGCUUUGUUGUUAUUUUUCUUUCGCCUUGUUGCUAUAUUCGGCCCCCUCCCCUUUGUUAUUGGGGUACCCGUACCGGCCAUUGGUGGAGCAACCAGCAGAGGGACGAAUGCACUGAAGUGAGCUACUGCUACCCAGUGUCUCCGCCACGUCAAAACAACCGAUCCAACCAAAUAUCUAUCUUGGUUUCGCCGAUAUUCACACAAAACAAAAAAAGCAGUUGGCAUCUUCAUAGUAGCCGUAUCGAGUUUUUAUUUUAUUUUCUGCUUGCUGCUACUACUACGAACGUCUUCGAGCCUCUUCAUGUCAGCCUGACGCUCAGGUCACUUUUCUCGCCAAAUCCCCAACGCGCGACAGUUGGCCGCCAGCUGCUCACGCCGUUCACAUUGAAAACACGCUUUCGCCACCGCGCAUUUUUCUUUUCUUUCUUCUCUUCUUCUAGCUGCAGCAGUUGCUGGCAGCUGUGAAAUUUGCUAAGUUUUUUCUACAUCAAAAUGGAUUCACGGCUCCAACGACCGCGAACCUCGGACAACGCUCCGGCUCCCAUCCAUCAUAGACACAAAUCGACGGGAAACCUGAUCGGUAUGGCCUCUGCCUCGGCCGUGGGCUUCCUUCGCCCGGCCAAACGCGCAGCAUUUGGCGACGUCACCAACGUGUCAAGGGCCAGCACCAGCAACGGUGUUUCUAGCAAGGACGGCGUUAAACCUGCUCCCGUCAAGGUCACCUCGCAAACCACACGCGCUGUUGCCGCUACCAACAAGGAAAAUGUUGCACACAGCCGCAAGGACUCGCUCAAGGGCGGUUUCCAACGCACGGCAGCCGCUGCGGCUGCCAUGCUCAAGCCCAGAUCAUCCAACACUAGCACCACUACCAACAACAAUAACAGCCAGCCCAUUGAAGUCAUCCAGCCUCUGCAUGAUCUUCCUCUCAAGGGCCCGCAUCGCCACACUCUAUCUGCCACCAUCCCUACUACAACAUUAUCGCUAACAUCACACAUUCCCACAUCAUCCUCCACCGUUGAGCCUCGCGUGUAUCAGCCUCGUCACCAUAAGAGCCAGCCGCAGCUGAAGCAACAACAGGCUCCCGUCCUCCGCAAGACACAAAGCAAGCAAUUCGAGCGUGCUGAGCCCCUUGCGUCCAUGCUCGUUGAGCCGCUCCUGGAGCUGCCCGAGCUGGACACGGAGUCGGUCGGCACCGCCAUCUCGACAGACUCCACCGAAGUUGAGAGCGGCAACACAAUGUAUCUCGAUUCGGUAAGCGAUGCCGCAGAUCUGGAGCCCCUCAUGGCAGUCACGCAGGAUCAGUAUGUUGAUCAAAGUGCUGGCCCGGCUGCUGCUGUGUACAAUGAGAAUACAGCACCAGUAUCUGAGCCCGAAGAGUACUGGGACGAGGAUGAUGAGGAUUACGACGACCAGGACCAAGCCUACACCACAGCUCACUCAUUCCGCUCGCGAGACCUGACCACGGGCAAUGUCACGACCAUGCUGGCUCCCCGCGUCACCAACAAGGUGAACAAGGAGCUGGACGAUGCCCGUCGCGAGGUAGAGGCUAGCAUCACUCCGGAUGAGCUCGAGGAGGAAUUCUGGGACGUGACCAUGGUUGCCGAGUAUGGCGACGAGAUUUUUGAGUACAUGAGGGAGUUGGAAGUCAAGAUGAUGCCCAACCCUCACUACAUGGAGAAUCAGACCGAGAUCCAAUGGUCCAUGCGCUCCGUCUUGAUGGACUGGCUCGUCCAGGUCCACAGCCGCUUCAACCUUCUUCCCGAAACACUAUUCCUUACUGUCAACUACAUCGACCGCUUCCUCUCCUACAAGGUCGUCUCCGUGGGCAAGCUCCAGCUCGUCGGCGCCACUGCCAUCUUGGUGGCAGCCAAGUACGAAGAGAUUCACUGCCCAUCGCUAGAGGAGAUUGAGUACAUGGUGGAUAAUGGCUACACCGCGGAUGAGAUUCUCAAGGCCGAGCGGUUCAUGCUUAGUAUGCUGAGCUUUGAGCUCGGCUUCCCCGGUCCCAUGAGCUUCCUGCGUCGCGUCAGUAAGGCCGACAACUACGACUUGGACACGCGCACGCUAGCCAAGUAUUUUAUCGAGUUGACUAUUAUGGACGAACGCUUCGUGGCAACACCGCCCAGCUUCUUGGCUGCUGGCGCCCACUGCCUGUCGCGUCUUAUUCUCGGAAAGGGAGACUGGACUAAGCAACAUGUCUACUAUUCCGGAUACACAUGGACACAGCUCCGAUCGCUGGUAACCAUGAUUAUCGAGUGCUGCGAACAACCUCGCCUGCACCACGCCGCAGUGUACGAGAAGUACUGCGAAAAGAGAUUCAAGGAGGCAGCAUACAUUGUCCAAGACGCUUUGGACGCUGGAUUCACACUGCCCAACCACACAUCACCAGUUCGCUCUUCACGGCCGGCCGUUGCCACCAACGGAUACCCGACAAUGAUGGAGGAAACAUCGGCAUAAUACGCCCAACUUUUUUUUUUACUGUUGAAGGAGACAAUACAGGUCAUUACUACGACGACCUUAAUGGGAGAUUGCAUGAUUGUUAUAUUUUUUGACCCAAGACAAAGAACAUCUUGGCGGAGUAUGGAAAUACCGGAAUUGUUUUAUGGAAUCUGUUUCUUAAAGGCGCAAGGGAGGUUUACAUGUUAUAAUAAUAGCGAUUCAUACAGGAGCAGUAGCAGCAACAGCAUCACUAGCCGCGGCAAUACAAAAUGCGCAUUUACAAGGAAACGCUCUGGCCUUUUUAAUCAUCAAGUGAUGUGUGUAGUCGUAGCUACUUGUGUCGGUGUGUGUGUUAUGUCUCGCAUGUCAAUUGGGUUCGUUCGCGGCCCGUAGCGAGCGCAGCCAGCCGUCUUAUUGGUCAGUCGGGCCGGGGAAGACGGGAGCCAAUCUGGCCAAGACGGGUGGACAGGGCUCGAUUCCAUGUCUUCCUGAGAGAGAGAGCCGUUUAUUACAGGCGGGACGACCCUCAAAUUCAAAGCCCCGGGCGCCAUAGCGGCAGUGUGCAGCAGAAUCAACUAUUCUAGCAGUGUGUCCAACAUGAGCUGAGACAGGAGAGAGGGAACCA